Messenger RNA from Chilo suppressalis (striped riceborer), 3022 nucleotides. The record is from the annotation of a GenBank genome assembly. NCBI's taxonomy places the organism in Eukaryota, Metazoa, Arthropoda, Insecta, Lepidoptera, Crambidae.
UAAUUUUCGAAUACUUGUCUCAUACGUAGGAUAGUCUCUUUGAUUAAUUUGACGUGUUACUCAUAGAUGAAUGAUUGGUCUCGCUUCAGUCGAUUGAAGCGAGACCAAUCAUGUAUCUAUGGUGGUCAAGAAGCUUAUGGUGGUACUAUUAUUUGACAUUUGGCAGGCGAUUUUGACAAUUAUUAUUUUGAAAUGUUUUCUUUAAUAGCAUCAGCUGUUUAGAUUUGCUAGCAGUUAGAGCUAUUUAAACCUUGCAGAGGCUUUGAUGAGGUGAUGUAUUACGUUGAUUCACAAAGGGCUCUCACAAGACGCGAAAGUUCCCUACUUACAUCACGGGGGACAGUCGGUGAUGACAAAACCGAGUACGACGUAUUAUCACUAGCUCCUCCUCAAUUGAUCUUUCCUCUCGCGAGCGAAUCGGUAGUAUCAGAUGUUGUCCGACCAAAAGGUUCCAUUAGGAACGAACUUAUUACUAUGAUGUUUGAGUCUAUGUUGGACUGUAUUGUGGAAUCUUGGACAGUCAUCGUACCACCAAAAUUAGAAGGAGCCAAUCAAAUGCAAUUUGAGAAAACCCCGAGUGAACUUACUUACACCGGUAGAAAGAAAGAAAGGAAAAGUAUUGUGAAACCUCAGAAAUCAUCAAGACGAUCUAAAGUUGAAUCUUCUGACGUGGCUCAGAUAGACCCAAUGCAGCAGAUAUGGUGGUCGUCGCCAGAUGAGCGUGCCAUAAUAAAAUUCCGAAAUGGUAAUAUUUAUGAAGGAUCCAUAUCAAUGAAAUGUAUGCACGGGCACGGUCGCUUCCAGUGGGCAAAUGGGACUGUAUAUUUGGGUGAUUUUAAGGACAAUAAGAUUUCUGGAAAAGGUAUGAUUCAAUGGAAAGAUGAUUCUUGGUAUGAAGGUGACUUUGUUGGUAAUAUCCGACAUGGACGGGGGCUCUACGUAGAUUCGAGAAAUCAACGGUGCUAUGCUGGAGGUUGGUUCAAUGGUACAAAACAUGGAGAAGGAGUCAUACAUUUUUCUAAAUCUUUUAAAAACUCCUACGAUGGACAUUGGGAUCAUAACGUACGUGAUGGAUUUGGGUCUCGCGAAUACUCUCAUCAGAGUGGAUAUAAAGGAGAAUGGGAUCAAUACGUAAGAGAAGGAAAUGGCAUAAUGAUUUGGCCAAAUCAUGACUUUUACAGCGGUCAAUGGAAAAACGGUGUAAUGUCCGGGUAUGGUAUUUACAUAUGGGAUGCCUAUUAUAAUAAUUCGCUGGCAUUGCCUUCCGUAUGUGCAUAUCGAGGAAACUGGCUGAAAGGUCAACGCAGUGGGUACGGUAUUUUAAAUUUGGGUUUAGGUAUGGGUUCUUACUACAAAGGUGAAUUCAAGAAUAAUAAUAAACAUGGCGUAGGGCAAUUUGUUACUAAUAAUGGAAUGAUACUUCAAAAUAAGCAAUUAUUUAUCGAUGAUAACUUCGGAACUAUGAAAUCGGAUGAAGACUUUUGUAAUUCUAAUGAAAGCAAACAAAUAUCUUUAGACGAUCCAUACAAGUUUGAUAUCUGCGACAAUUCCGUAGGAUAUUAUUUCCAUGUAGAGGAUGCACUAAGAAACAUUGACAAACAGAUAGAAGUUCGGGAAAAUAUGAUCAGUGAUUAUAUAAAAAAUAACAAACUAACUGACGCUGAUCUUAAUAUGGCCAUGCGCAAAGAUGCCAUUCGUCAAGGUGAACCUAGCUCAGUUAUGAAUAUUGAUGGUUUAAUAGACUUUGAAGAAGAUUCGUUACGAAAAGCAAUAAGAUGUUACGAAAUAGACUUGAAAAAAAUUUAUUAUCAGUAUGCUACAGUUUGCAAUACUGAGGAGAUUCAAUUUACACCUGUACUCAUACGUUUGUUUCUGUGGCAGUUCUAUUAUGAUUGUAACAUUCACGAAAAAGGCUUAACGCUUAUAGAUAUCGACAAAAUGUUUCAUCGCAAUCUGGAAUGGUUAUCAAAAUCAGCACACAAUCCUUUUGAGAAAAUUUACUUUUGGCAAUUUCUACAUAGUCUUAUAUCAAUAGCAAGCAAACUUUAUGCUAAAAGAGAAUUACCAGGGCCAAAACCAGACACGAUCUUAGCGAGCGGCUUUAGAUCUUUUAUGGAAAGAGACAUAUUGCCUAACAUUGGUCGACGAAAAGGUCGCCUGGUCGAUGUGUAUGGACAAUUCCUACCACUAAAGGGACUGUAUGCACUCUACCGCAGUCUUGGCGAGCCUCACUCAGUGCGCGACUUCCUGUGCGCCGUGCGAAGACCGCCGCAUGACACUGACAAACCACAACCAUCGCUUGUAGACGCUCCUGGCGAUAAUCUUCCAAUCGGACGGAACGCGUACAUACUUGGUGAUAGGAUGAUUUUCGUAGCCAGUAAGGAUUGUUUAUUGUACCCAUAUAGGAAUAAGGACGCGACGCGAAAGGAAAUAGCCAUAGAGCCUACAACUGUUGUUACUGAAAUCGUUCUAGCAUUUUUGCGGGGGGAAUGUGCACACAAGUGCUGUUCUGCAUACUUAGUUAAUAUAUAGGUACUUACAAAUAAAACUGUAAAAACAAUAAAAAAAACAUAUUAAUAACUACCAAGAUUUUGGGAUUUACCUGAGCCCUUUAUAUAAGAUCGAACGACUAAGGCACUAAGAGCGAGCGCACCGUUAAGUGGGGCACGGCAUGGAAUGGGCGCAUGGGCGCCCCCCCUCCCCCUAAAAGUUAAGAUAUCAACACUAAUAAUAUCAAAAUAAGGAGAGGCGAGCGGCAUAAUUUAUUUAAUUACUAAUUAUUACACUAAUAAUGUAUUUUGGAUUCGUCCUCUACCACCCGCCGCUGCCCGUCGUCAUUUAUCCUAUCGCAUUCGGUAACCUUCGUAUAUUUUCGUUUCGUAUCGGCAUGGUAUUGUUAUGUAUCCCCAUCCACACUAUAGAGCGCGAGUGGCUCCCACUUUCGGCAGUGUUACCCGAAAGAUGUACGUCUGUUGUCAAAUCAGAACUUGAAGUGUGGAAAGCAGUUGUGACUAUCACCUCC